Messenger RNA from Phycodurus eques (leafy seadragon), 1001 nucleotides. RefSeq names its product aspartate dehydrogenase domain containing (gene aspdh). Bases 35 to 871 code for a protein of 278 amino acids. The transcript is spliced from 7 exons. Gene Ontology annotation, biological process: NAD+ biosynthetic process. Gene Ontology annotation, molecular function: L-aspartate dehydrogenase [NAD(P)+] activity; NADP binding. The record is from RefSeq and is a predicted model, not a curated record. Lineage: Eukaryota; Metazoa; Chordata; Actinopteri; Syngnathiformes; Syngnathidae.
UUUAUGAGCCCGUUUGCAUCCCCUGGGCAGGAAAAUGGCAGCCGGGUCCUCUUCCCUGCGUAUUGGAAUUGUAGGAUUUGGAAAUCUAGGACAGUUCUUAGUGGAGAGAAUCACUAAAGAUGGAGCCCCUCUAGGAUUAGCUCUGGCUUUUGUUUGGAACCGAAAUAGUGAGAAACUGAAAGGUUUAGUCCCAGAUGAGCUUGUAUUGGGUAACCUGUCAUCCUUCGCAGACAGGCAAUGUGAUGUCAUUGUGGAAGUGUGCCAUCCUCGGGUGGUGAAAGAAUUUGGGGUCCACUUCCUGUCUCGCUCACAUUUUAUGGUCGGCUCCCCCUCGGCCCUUGCUGAUCACGACCUGAAUGAGAAGCUUCGUCAGGCGGCGCAGCUGAAUGGAAGAACGCUCUACGUGCCCAGUGGCGCGUUGUGGGGAGGUCAGGACAUCCAGAGGUUGAAUGAUAGCGGGGCAUUGCAGGCUUUAUUCAUAAGGAUGUCCAAGCAUCCAUCCUGCUUCCGGCUAACAGGAGAUGUCCUCUCUGAGUGGACAGAGGGGGAAGGGAGGCGGGUUUUAUUUAGUGGCUCGGUGGCGGAGCUGUGCCCUCUCGCUCCCAACAAUGUCAACACUAUGGCGGCGGCGGCACUGGCUGCAGGGAAGCUCGGCUUUAACGGCGUUCAGGGAGAGAUCGUGUCUGACACGGCGUUGAGUGACUUUCAUGUGGUGGAGGUGGAGGUGACAGGGCCUGGUGGUUUCUCAGUGCACACGGUGAGGAAGAAUCCAGCCCGUCUGGGUGCUGUAACCGGUAGUGCAACAUACAACUCAUUUUGGAAUAGUUUACUUGUUUGCAAAGGUCAUGGGGGUCAGGUUUAUUUGUGCUGAAACAUCCAACGCCCGAUGAAGACCGACUGCAAAUAGAGGUGAACAGUGGAUAUUCCAUGUGGUUGUUGCCAUGUAAACAGCCAGAGGCUCUUGUGGUCCAAUAAAACACACAUGCAAGCAAAGAAGAGCA